Messenger RNA from Strigops habroptila (Kakapo), 384 nucleotides. RefSeq names its product stimulator of chondrogenesis 1 (gene SCRG1). The coding region runs from base 73 to 363 and encodes 96 amino acids. NCBI's taxonomy places the organism in Eukaryota, Metazoa, Chordata, Aves, Psittaciformes, Psittacidae. The transcript has 3 exons. The record is from RefSeq and is a predicted model, not a curated record.
AUACAGCUGCCAAGAAAGUGGAAGGCAGUGAAGCAGAAGAGAAAGCACCCUGCCACAGGAAGCUUGGCAAAAAUGAAGAUGGUCUCAGCACUGCUCCUGCUGAGCACCCUCCUGGGUACCCCCAUGGCACCUGCCCAGCAUCCCUCUUGUUACAGAAGAGCCCUCAAAGACCACAACUGUGACAGCAUCCCCGCAGGCAGGGAAAACCUUCGUCAAAUCGAUGAUGGUCUGCAAAAUCACUUUUGGGAAGGGAAGGGCUGUGACAUGAUCUGUUACUGCAGCUGGAAUGAAUUGCUCUGCUGCCCAAAGGAUAUUUUCUUUGGACCAAAGAUAUCUUUUGUGAUCCCCUGCAACAGUCAGUGAUGGACAUCAAGUCUGCCAGUG